AAAAAAGAAAAAAAAAAAAAAGCAGAAGAAAACAAAAUAAAUAAAUAAGAAAAUCAACAACCGAAGAAAAACCCAUUAAAUAAAACAAAAUAGCUCUCUUUCCAGAGAAAAGAAACCCGGAGGGCAAGGAGUUUGGGGAAGCGCCGCAGCGGGACCCGCCCGCCCCGUUUCAUCACCACGGACAGCGGCCGCUGCCGGGCAGCUGCGGGUGGAGCUCAGAGCGCCGGCAACCGGGAGGCGAUCCAAAGUGGGGAGAUGAUCCUAAAUGGGGAGGUGAUCCUAAAUGGGGAGAUGAUCCUAAAUGAGGAGGUGAUCCUAAAUGGGGAGGCGAUCCAAAGUGGGGAGGUGAUCCUAAAUGGGAAGGUGAUCCUAACUGGGGAGGUGAUCCUAAAUGGGGAGGUGAUCCAAAGUGGGGAGGUGAUCCUAAAUGGGAAGGUGAUCCUAAAUGGGGAGGUGAUCCAAAGUGGGGAGAUGAUCCUAAAUGGGGAGGUGAUCCUAAAAGGGGAGAUGAUCCUAACUGGGGAGGUGAUCCUAAAUGGGGAGGCGAUCCAAAGUGGGGAGAUGAUCCUAAAUGGGAAGGUGAUCCUAAAUAGGGAGGUGAUCCAAAGUGGGGAGGUGAUCCUAAAUGGGGAGGUGAUCCUAAAUGGGGAGGUGAUCCUAAAUGGGGAGAUGAUCCUAAAUGGGGAGGUGAUCCAAAGUGGGGAGGUGAUCCUAAAUGGAGAGGUGAUCCUAAAUGGGGAGGUGAUCCUAAAUGGGGAGGCGAUCCUAAAUGGGGAGGCGAUCCAAAGUGGGGAGAUGAUCCUAAAUGGGGAGGUGAUCCUAACUGGGGAGGUGAUCCUAAAUGGGGAGGUGAUCCUAAAUGGGGAGGUGAUCCUAAAUGGGGAGGUGAUCCUAACUGGGGAGGUGAUCCUAAAUGGGAAGGUGAUCCUAAAUGGGGAGGUGAUCCUAAAUGGGGAGAUGAUCCUAAAUGGGGAGGUGAUCCUAACUGGGGAGGUGAUCCUAACUGGGGAGGUGAUCCUAAAUGGGGAGAUGCUCCUAAAUGGGGAGGUGAUCCAAAAUGGGGAGAUGCUCCUCAGCUGAGGGUUACUGCACUGUGCUGCACGAAUUGCGGUAUUCAUCUCCCCUCCUUGGUAUUUACACCAUCCAGUGGAACAGGAGGGAUCUGAACUGUGCUACAGGCUUCGUUCCUUGUUAGGAAGCAGUGAUCUGGGAUGGAGAGGAAAGAACCCAACAGAACAAACUUGGGAAAGGCAUGGAACUGUGGCACAGAUGAGGGAAAGGACCCUCGACAAGUUGAGCAGUAGGCACAGAACCUCAUGAGGUUCUACAAAGUCGAGCACAAGGUCUGCACCUGGGCUGCUGCAAGCUCUGCUAUCAGCACAAGCUGGGAAUUGUGAGGAUGGAGCACAGCCCUGCCAAAAAGGACCUGGGGGUACUGGUGGGUAGGAAGCUGGACAUGAACCAGCAAUGUGCCCCCACAGCCCAGACAGUCAACAUCAUCCUGGGCUGCAUCCAAAGCAGCGCAGCCAGCAGAGCAGAGAGCUGAUCCUGCACCUCUACUUUGUGCUGGGAAGGCCUCACCUGGAGCAAUGCAUCCAGAUGUGGAAUCCUCAGCUAGGGAGGGACUGCAGUGUGACCAGAGGAAGGCAACAAAAAUGAUCCCAGGGAUGAAACACCUCUCCUACCAGGACAGGCUGUGCAGCCUGGAGAAGAGAGGGCUCCAGGGAGACCUGAGAGCAGCCUUCGGUAUCUAAACAG
This is a messenger RNA of Lagopus muta (rock ptarmigan), 1758 nucleotides long. RefSeq lists its product as uncharacterized. NCBI's taxonomy places the organism in Eukaryota, Metazoa, Chordata, Aves, Galliformes, Phasianidae. The transcript is spliced from 2 exons. The coding region runs from base 256 to 1080 and encodes 274 amino acids. The record is from RefSeq and is a predicted model, not a curated record.